Mucor mucedo is the source of this 1680-nucleotide messenger RNA. Its product is annotated as Six-hairpin glycosidase-like protein. The transcript has 7 exons. NCBI's taxonomy places the organism in Eukaryota, Fungi, Mucoromycota, Mucoromycetes, Mucorales, Mucoraceae. The coding region runs from base 390 to 1472 and encodes 360 amino acids. Gene Ontology annotation, molecular function: hydrolase activity, hydrolyzing O-glycosyl compounds. Gene Ontology annotation, biological process: carbohydrate metabolic process. The record is from RefSeq and is a predicted model, not a curated record.
AGGGAUUUCUAUGUGUGCCAUGCUGCUUGUCUAGUUUGUUUCCCUUCAAUCUGUCCCGUCCGGGCCCUCAUCUCCCCCAUACUUUCGCGAAGGAGAUUGAAAUUAGUUGUCCGGCCCGGAUAUUUCUUUGUUUUGUGCGGCAUCUUGUUCAUGCACUGCCAAGUAGCUUUUUGUAUGGGGCACACUUAGUAAAUCUAUGAUCUCCAAUAGAGCGCUCAAAGGUUGUUUGUUUUUCAAACGGUUUAAUUGGAGGCAUAGAAAUUGACAUUUUUCUCAUCAUCGCACUAGCCCAGGGCAGGAAAAAACAAACGGUGUUUGAAUUCGUCACAGUUAUUGUGAUUUUUCUGUUUUAAAUUUUCUUCUUUUCUUUCUUUCUUAUCAAUUGUAGUAUGACCGAUUUAGAACAUAAUUACGUUACCUGGAGAAACAAGUAUUUGAGAGCAUAUGAGGAUACCUUGUAUGUUUAUUACAAGGAAGAAAAGGAAGGAUUAAAAGAAAUGACUUGCUCAGAAGCCCAUGGUUAUGGCAUGCUUAUUUCCGUAUCAAAGCGGAACCAACAAGAUUUUGAUGGUUUAUACAGAUAUUUUGCUCGGUUUAAAAACAGAAAGGGAUUGAUGCAGUGGCAGCAAAAGACAGACCAUCACGGUAGAUUUGUACCGGGCGAUGAAGGAGGAGAAAAUUGUGCUACCGACGGUGAUGUGGAUGUUUGUACUGCGUUAUUUAUAGCUGCCAAGACAUGGGGCAGAGGAGGUCCCAGCGGUGAAAUCGAUUAUAGACAUGCUGCCACGGAAUUAGCUGCCUCCAUCUAUCAGCAUUGCAUCAACCAUCAAACACAUAUGCCAUUGAUUGGCGAUUGGGCUGACCCUGGAGACGAAGCUUAUUUGUUAACUAGACCUAGUGAUUUCAUCUUGAGCGGCUACCUUAUAUUUUACUACGAGGAUGCACAGCGCAAAGAGGAAUGGGGUAAAGUGAUUUCGGCCAUUGUACAUACCAUCAGUGCUCAGCUGGCUUUGAACCCACAAACAGGCCUCAUUGCAGAUUUCUUGAAACUGGAUCAACACAGUGGACAAUAUUACCCAGCAACAAAACAAGUAUUGGAAAGUGAACACGAUCCUCAUUACAACUGGAAUUCUUGUCGUGUACCAUGGCGUAUCGGCCAUUAUUAUAUGCUGACCCGCGAUGAACGCGUGAGACCUAUCUUGGAAACGCAAGCGCAUUUCUUUGCGGGCCAAUUAGCACGAGGCGGCGGCAACGGUGACUGUGGAAUUAAAGCCGGUUAUCGAUUGGAUGGUUCCUGUUAUGUCGAUUAUACAGAUAUGGCCUUUGUGGCACCCGCCUGUUUCUUGUUCUGGCUCUUGGGUUGGCAAGCUCAGUUAGGCCAAAUUCAGCAAGAGAUGAAGCAAAUGGAAGCUACCUAUUUUGGUGAAAGUAUCGCCAUGCUAUGUUUGUUAAAUGCAAAUGUUCCAAUCUAAAUAUUUGUCAGUUGUCCAUUUUUCUUUUCUUUCUUUUUUAAUAUUAUAAAUUUUUCAUUCAUGGUUUCAUUAUCUAUCUUGACCUUGUUUUGGGCAAUAGCAACAGCUGUAAACGGACAAGAUGUCAUUCAAGUUGAUGUCCCCAACAAUAAACUCAUCAGUAAAGAUCUAUUAAAUAUUACAUACACCGUGAUCGGUGGUGAAAUAG